This is a messenger RNA of Pectinophora gossypiella (pink bollworm), 2776 nucleotides long. Its product is annotated as ubiquitin domain-containing protein 1. The transcript is spliced from 5 exons. Gene Ontology annotation, molecular function: protein binding. Bases 96 to 803 code for a protein of 235 amino acids. Lineage: Eukaryota; Metazoa; Arthropoda; Insecta; Lepidoptera; Gelechiidae. The record is from RefSeq and is a predicted model, not a curated record.
AAAUUUUUGACAGGAACGGACAGGCGAUAUAAUGUUAUUUGUUAGUUAUUUUUUGUAAAUAUUUGUUAAAUAUGCAAUUGUAGAAUGUGAUCACAAUGGGUGGCUGCAUCGGAAUCACAAGGAGAGGAAGUGGGCCUAUAGAGGAAUCAUCAGGGACGGUGUCGCGGCCUAAUUCAGGGGGGCUCCGCAAGAACCAGUCGCUGUGCCACGAGACCAUCCGGUGGAAGUCGGAGGUGCCGCUAACGGAGGGCCAGUUAAGGAGCAAGCGGGAUGAAUUCUGGGACACAGCACCGGCCUUCGAAGGCCGCAAGGAAAUCUGGGAUGCGCUACGGGCGGCGGCCGUCGCGGCCGAGGCCAUGGACUUUCAGCUGGCGCAGGCCAUCCUCGAUGGUGCCAGUGUCUCAGUGCCCAAUGGAUACCUCACAGAGUGCUAUGACGAAUGGGGGACCAGAUAUCAGGUGCCGAUCUACUGCCUGUCGCCGCCCAUCAACAUGGUGCUGGAGACGGCGGGGCGCGACUCCCCCGCGGAGUGUUCGGAGCCGGUGUGCGGCGGCGCCGAGCGCGCGCUGCGCCUGCGGCUGAGCCACUCGUGCAGAGACGUCGACCUCGCCGUGCUCGAGCGACACACCAUCGCGCAGUGCAAGAAUAAACUACAUGCGCAAGAAAACAUCUCCCCGUGGCGGCAGCGCUGGUUCUACGGCGGCAAGCUGCUAGCCGACCGCCUGCUGGUAGAGGAAGCCAACAUCACGCCCGGGUACAUCGUGCAGGUGAUCGUGAGCACGGAGCCGCAGCCGCCGAGCUAGUCGCGCGGCGCCGCCGCCCGCGCCGCUGCCACAGGCUCGUCUCGUCCUGUCUCGUCCUGUCUCGUCGCGCCUCGCGUCCUGUCGGUACCCAACACUAUCUUUUUGCAUUUGGUACACAUACAGUCAGACAAUCUCCGUUGGCAAAUAGUCGCGCCUUUUAUAUACUUAUUAUAAAAUUAUCUUCUCUUACAACUACCCUAUAUGCUGCGAUAGGUAUAUAGGCGACGUAUGUUAGACGGCCCGAAUCCUCCCUUCGCGCUUUAAAUAGAAGUAAAAAUAUUUCAUACGGGGAAUUUGAUCGUCAUUAUUGCUUGUGACGUUUUCAUGUUAAGUGUAUCUAGGCUAUUGUCCUUUGUCUAAUAAGACAGUUCCAAACAGUCUCCUUAUUAGACAAUUGAUAAACAAUACUAUUACGUUUUAUCGCCCGUCUUAUUUGAAACUUUGCAGAGUUCCAGCCAUUACAAUUUACUAUUGCACAUUAAUGUUUUAUUGAAAAUAAUAUUCUAUUGAAUGCAAAUGAUGACGUUAAUAUUUCUUAUCAAAUGCAUAUAGUGUACAGUGCAUAAGAAAUUAAAAAAGAGCUAAUCGCUUUAAUUCUCACGCGUCAGUGUCGACGCGACAAACAGGACAAAGUUGAACCAUAUCAAGGACAAUACGCGAGCCAUUAAAUAAAAUACCGGCUGUUAAUGUAGAUAUAUAUUUCAAUGCAGCCGUCGCGGCACGACUCACGCGACGCGACAGGUACCGCAGGCGGUUAAAGUCCACGAUACUUGUCGCGUAUACUUAGAUACCGAGCGCCAUGCCGCAAGUGCAGAUAAUAUACUAAAACCAGCCAUCCUUAUCGCGCUAAGAAAUUAAAAGUGUACAAUUAUGUAUUUAUCACAAUCGAAUUAUUGUAAAGUAAGGUAUAGGUAUACUGUAUGCCAUAUCUAUGAAGCGUUUCUUUGUAUCUUACGUGACUUUAGACUGUUGGCCUUGUGUGGGAUGGACCUUGCUAGCUCUAGAGUUCUCGAAAGUUUCAGUGUCCUAAAGCAUUCAGAAAUUCAUCGGAGUCUUAAAGCGUUCUGACGUCCUAAAGAUAGUUUCAGAAUGCUACGGGGCACUAGGAGUAUUCUAGAGGUUCCAAAACCUUUCUAGAGACCUAGAGGCCUAGAAGGCGUCCUAAAAAGUUCUUCAGAGUCCUAAAUUGACCUAAAGUCCGUCUUCGCAGGGCCUUUGCUGUCACAAACACUACAUGUAUAUGUAUACUUAGGAAAUAUGAAUUACAUUUACCUACAAAUGCCCCAAUGUAGCGUACGACUGUAUUGUUACGGCGAGUGAAAUAGAUAACGACUAUCAAUUAUUUUGGAGAUUACAAGCAGGUGCACAACAUAAAGUAUGUUACAGUCGGCAACGAAAGUUGAUGGACAUGUUUUCGAAAUACCUACUAAAGUUUUGGAAAAACUAGAUGAGUUCAUAAACUUUUGUUGCCGGCCGUAUAAACCAGUAAGCUAUCUUGAUAGAAGGGUUACAAACACAGUCUGUAUCUAUGCGUAUCCUAAAAGUAAAAUAAAACCCAUAAAAUUCAAUAAAAAACAGUAUAUAGUAGUAAACAGUAAAUCAAAUGUUUGAGUUGGCGAUUGUGUGUGUGUGUAAGGCGUGCACACAUAUAAACCGCAUUCGAUACCCUUUUACAAAGAUAGCUCGCUAUAACCCUAGGUCUUAUACUAACUUUGUACCAAGCUGUAUUUACAGGUACUACACAGCGAUUCGGACGCAAUAUUUAUAAAUGAUUAAACUUACUUUAUUAGUGGCGCCGCAGUUAUAUAUAAAUCGCCGCGCAAGGAACUGUUAAAGUUGUCAGAUAAUUGUGAAGAAGUACAUAGUAGGUUUUUUUAUGUAUAGAUAUUAUGUCUUGUUAUAAAUGAGUCAAGAAGAAUACGUACGCAAUCUUGGGCAUAUGAAUCUACUGCUUUUUGAAAGCUCAGACUUUU